Adineta ricciae is the source of this 717-nucleotide messenger RNA. NCBI's taxonomy places the organism in Eukaryota, Metazoa, Rotifera, Eurotatoria, Adinetida, Adinetidae. The record is from the annotation of a GenBank genome assembly.
AUGGCCAAAUCAGGUGGAGGGUCUGAAUAUGACUUCAUAUUUAAAGUGGUUCUUAUAGGCGAUAGCUCCGUCGGCAAGAGUAAUCUUUUAUUACGUUUCACACGUAAUGAAUUUCGUCUCGAUACGCAAUCGACUAUCGGAGUCGAAUUUGCCUACAAGCAAAUAAUAAUCGAAGGGAAAAAGAUCAAAACACAAGUUUGGGAUACAGCAGGUCAAGAGCGCUUCAAGACUGUUAUACCGCAAUUUUAUCGCGGUAGCGAAGGUGCCCUAGCUGUUUUCGACCUAACCAAACCCGAAUCAUUCGAACACAUUAACACUUGGAUAGAAGAAUUACAUCGACAUACGCCAGCAGACAUACCAAUUGUCCUUGUUGGAAACAAAUCUGAUUUAGUCGAUCAACGGAAAGUAUCCCAAGAUCAAGCGAAAGAUCUCGCACAACGAUUGAAAGUCUCGUACAUGGAAACAUCGGCAUUGAAUGCAUCGAAUGUCGAACAAGCGUUCGUUACAUUGGUCAAAAGUGUCUUUUAUAAGAAAAUACCCAAAUCAGUAGACAAUCCAACUGCUUCAACAGCAACUGACCAUUCAUCAACAGUGCCCGUCACAACCGAUACAACCGAUGCUCAAGUGGAAAUUUCAACAAAUACUAAGUCAUUUCGUCUGAAUGACAAAGCAAAACCAGUCGCGCUGAAGAAGAAUAGCAGCGGCGGUUGUUGUUAA